Molecule: messenger RNA, 3308 nt
Organism: Gadus chalcogrammus (walleye pollock)
Lineage: Eukaryota; Metazoa; Chordata; Actinopteri; Gadiformes; Gadidae
Product: kyphoscoliosis peptidase-like
Exons: 7
Coding region: 75-2804 (909 amino acids)
Source: RefSeq, a predicted model, not a curated record
CCCACGACAACACCCACGACAACCCCCAGCAGGCUUCUCUCAGGUCCUCUAAGGGACGCCCGGCAGCGAGCAUCAUGUCAGCGGACGUAGCCAUCCAGAAGUUCUCCUUCCCCUUCACCUGUAUCGCCGGCCACGCCCCUCCAGGUGAGCAGAGCCAGAGGGCGUGUCCACAGGUUAAGAAGCCGGAGGCUUCCACCGUCGGUGUUCUGAGACCCAUCGCCAUCGUUGGAACCCUGGUCAUGAAUGGGACAGGAGCUGGCUCGAAGAUGGACUUAAAGACAGACUCGAAGAUAGACUCAAAGAUGGAGUUAAAGACAGACUUAGAGGCAGAGGUAAAGUCAGACUUAAAGAUGGACUUUAAGAUGGACUUAAAGACAGACUUAAAGACAGACUUACAGACAAAUUCAAAGACAGACUCAAAGAUGGACUUAAAGACAGACUUGAUGCCGGACUUAAAGACAAAGGUAAAGUUAGACUUAAAGACAGACUUAAAGAAGGACUCAAAGACAGGUUUAAAGACAGUCUCAAAGAUCGGUUUGAAGGCCACCCCAGGGGCCCGACUCCAGCUGGGCCCCUCUGCCUCCGCCCCGGGGGUCCAGAGCGCGGUGCUCUCCGGGCGCGGCGUGUUCGAGAGGCUGGCGGCAGAGAGCGAGGACACGCGCCCGGCCGCCAAGAGGCAGCUGUCCUCGGAGAGUGCCGCCCGCACCGUCGCCGUGGUGAAGAAAAGCGCCGUGAGGAAGGAGCCGGAGGGAGCGGCGAAGACGGGCCUGAGGGGGGCGGCGCCCGGGAAGCGUCGGCGCAGGAAGGACCUGUUCUCCGGCUCGGAGGCGUUCAGCCGGGUCGACGCCCACGCAAUCAGGGCCGGGGCGCAGCUGAAGCAGAAGUGUGUGUAUGAGGUGAAGACGAUCGCCCAGAACGUCACGCAGGAAGCGCGGACUGAGCUGGAGAGGCUGCGAGCCAUCUGGGUCUGGUUGUGCCACAACAUAGAGUACGAUGUGAGCGGGUACCUGGGCCAGUCGGAGAAGCUGUCCUCCCCGGAGGAGGUGAUCGCUGCAGGGAAGGGCGUCUGCUGUGGCUACUCCAGCCUCUGUCUGGAGAUGUGCCGAGAGGUGGGCCUCCAGUGCCAGGAAGUCCCCGGCCACAGCAAGGGCAUCGGACACCGGCCGGGUCAGAGCCUCCGGGACGUGCGGUCGGACCACAUGUGGAAUGCCGUGCUGCUGGGGGGGCAGUGGUUCCUAAUGGACGCCUGCUGGGGCGCCGGUCGUGUCGACAUGGAGCACAAGAGCUUCGUCAAGAAGUUCGAUGAUUUCUACUUCCUGACCGAUCCGGAGGACUUUGUGGAGUCUCACUACCCUGACAAGGAGGAGUGGCAGCUCCUGGACCAGCCCAUCUCCCGGGAGGAGUUUGAGAUGCGGGUCUUCAAGACCUCCACGUUCUUCUCCCUGGGCCUGAAGCUCAUCCAGCCGCAGCACUUCUACAUGCUCACAGAUGACGGGGAGAUGAACCUGUCCAUCAGCUCCUCCAGGUCAGUGACCUACACCUAUGACAUCACCCCACGACAUGACUUCCUGCAUGGGGGCGCCGCCGAGCAAAAGGAAACCAGCGGCUCCUCUUGGGGCCUGCUGACCAUGUCGCACCGCACCAUGCGCCUGCAGAUCCUGCCCCGCUCCCAGGGGACCUACGACGUCAGGGUGUACGCCCGGCCCGAGCUGGCCUCCACACCACUGAGCUGGGUCUGCUCCUUCACCGUGGAGUGCCCGGCCCCCAGGGCCAUGGAGGAGAUCCCCGAGAACCCCUUCCUGUCCUGGGGCCUGCAGGCCGGUUCAGAGGCCCUGGGCAUGACCCCGGGAGGCUCCCCGGGGACUCAGGUGCUGGAGGUGGAAGAGGGCGAGCUGGAGCUGACGAUGAAGACCUCCCGGUCUCUGAUGGCGCUGUGCGAGCUGGUCCACCCGGGGCUGGAGCCCGCCCUCGCCAAGCGAUGCCUGGCUACGCAGAUCCGCCCGGACGGGCUGACGGUCCACGCGCUUUGCCCGUCCCGCGGCUUCUACCGCCUGUCCGUGUUCGUGCGAGACUACGACAAGUCUGAGGUCCGCUUCCAGAACGCCGCAAACUUCUUGCUGCACUGCAAGGUGGCGGCCCAGGUCGAGCUGUUCCCGCCGGGCCUUGGCUCGGAGUGCGGCCCGGGGACCCGCACGCUGAAGGCGGGCCUGUCCAAGUUCAGCCACACGGGGGCGCUGGUGAGCACGCAGCAGGGGAAGUGCAACGUCACCUUCCACAAUCAGCAGGACCUGGAGCUCCACACAGUGCUGGGGAGGGCGGAGGGCCAGGCGCCGGCCGUCCGCCUGGAGCGCCACCUCUUCUUCGCCUUCACCGACAGCAAGGUGACGGUGAGCACCAGCCUGCCCGGCCCGGGGGUGUACCGCCUGGGGCUCUACGCCCGGAACGCCCCCGGCGCCGACUUCAACCCCAUGUGUGACUUUGUCCUGAGGAGCAGUUGCGAGCAGCCGGGGCCUCCUUUCCCCAGCACUUACACCGCCUGGGGGAAGGGCUGCGUGCUGUUCGAGCCCCGCGUGGGUUUGUUGGAGCCCGCCGCCUGGGUCCGCUUCAGGGUCAGGGUCCCGGGGGCCAAGAAGGUGAGCGUGGUCGGGGAGGGGAAGGUGGAGCUGAAGAUGAACAAAAGCCGGGUGUGGGAGGGGGAUGUGUUCACAGGGGGCGUCCGACAGGUCCAGCUGGCGGCCUCUUCGGAGGACGACGGAGCCAUGGCCGUCAUGUUGGCCUUUGACAUCAGGCAGAGUGAGGAGUAACGUCGGCCACCCUGAAACCACUCGGACGCUAAACGCUUUUCUUCAGAAGCCCUUUGAUACAGGCUUGACCAAACAGGGGGUCCGUGUCCAAGACCGAUGCCCGAGGCUGGUCCGGACGUUUAGCAUUGUUGCUUUUUUAUUUUUCUCGAGUGCCAUUACGUGAGAGCCCUUUGAAGUUGACACAAAACAGGUAGGCAGCCAAUCACAAACAAGCUUGGUCGGACAGCCCUUAGAGAAAGCCUUCCUGCCAUUGUCCCCCCGCAUUCUGGCACCUCUUCGUGGCGUGCCGCGAGACCCAGUGCUCAGGUUCGGGGACUCAAAGCCCAGGGAGGAAAUGCAAGGAUUUAUUGCCCCCUGUCCUAGCCAGACAGGAGGGCAGCAGCACACUGCUGACUGGCAGUUUCCCCCAUGGAGCUCCGAACUGCUCGCUGGUCAAGGGUGGGGAACAUACCAGUACACAUGCUAGCCAAGGCCUCCGCUGUAACCACGAUUGUUCAAACGACG